Molecule: messenger RNA, 256 nt
Organism: Closterium sp. Naga37s-1
Lineage: Eukaryota; Viridiplantae; Streptophyta; Zygnematophyceae; Desmidiales; Closteriaceae
Source: the annotation of a GenBank genome assembly
AUGGGGGCAAGAAUUGGGAGGAGACGACUGAGUGGGAUGGGGGAUUCAAAGGCCGUGGCGGUGGAUGGCAGCGCCGCCAUACCCGCCUCCAUCACCAACCUCGCUGCUCUGCAGUACCUAGCCAUGGGAGCAGACGGCAGCCAGCUGACUGGCACCUACGAGGGACUGGCCUGGCUCUCCUCCCUCUCCAACCUGCAAUCGCUGUAUGCUCUGCACACUGCCACGCCCUCCUCUCAGCUCACAUGCCCCGAUAACU